This is a messenger RNA of Meloidogyne enterolobii, 603 nucleotides long. The record is from the annotation of a GenBank genome assembly. Lineage: Eukaryota; Metazoa; Nematoda; Chromadorea; Rhabditida; Meloidogynidae.
UAAAGAAGAAAGUAGAGAAAGAACAAUGAGAGAGAAUGAUGAAAAACUGAGAGACAUACAGGCGAGAUAGUUAGAGAAAAUGAAAAUAGUAUUGUAAUAGUGAAAAAAGAAAAAAUAUUUAUAAAAAUGUAUUUUUCAAAAUAUCAACUUUAAAAAUGUUAAGACGGGAAAAUUGUUUAAUAUUGUCAACUUAAAAUUUUCUUCAUUCCAGUGCUUUUAUUAAUUUUGUUUUUUAAUUUUUAAAUUUUUUUUAGUUUUUAAAGUAAUUUCCUAUAAUUUCUAAUGGUUAUAGACGACGCAAAUAAAAAGAAGAAAGAAAGUAUUGUCGACCUUUCACGUUUUAUUGACAAAAGUGUUCGAAUUAAGCUUCAGGGAGGCAGAGAAGCUUCCGGAAUUCUAAAGGGAUACGAUGCCCUGUUAAACUUAGUUUUGGACAACGCAAUUGAAUAUUUGAGGGAUCCGGAAGACCCUCUUCGAGUAACCGAUGAAACUAAAAGUUUGGGAUUAAUUGUCGCUAGAGGAACAGCCAUAACUGUUAUAGCUCCAAAUGAUGGAAUUGAACAAAUUGCGAAUCCUUUUGUUAAUGCUGAGGCUGAUGAAUAA